GGAAGCGUUGCUGAGGAAGUAGAAUCAUGGUUUCUUCCGGAUUGAAGUCGCAGGGAAGGAGGACAAGCACACGUGCGAACCUUUAUAUAAAGUUCCUGCUGAUCCUGGAUCAUAAAAGAGAGUAAAAUAAAGAAGAUGCAAAAAUCAAGAGAUGACUUUUCAGACCUUUCCUGACAAAAACUGACAAGUGUGAUCAAACAAGAGGAGUUUUAAAUCUGGAGAUGGCGGUCGAUGGAACGAUCAAAGAGAAGAAGAAGAAAAAAAUUAAGGAAGGUGGGACCAAAAAUAUUGCACAGUAUCACCCCACUUCUGUCCAGACAAAUGUGAAAACUGAACAGCCAGACCAACAUGAAUAUGAUGCUACUAAAAAGAAAAAGAAGAAGAAAAUCAAAGAGGAAAAAGUAAAAGAAAACAACCUUGUGUUUUGUGAAGCGUCUGCCAAGACUGCUGUUAAAACAGAACCCAUGGAAAUAAACAGCGGUAAAAGAGGCCAAGAAGAAAAUAAUGUUCCUCAGAAGAAGAAGAAGAACAAAAAAGAGAUGGAAUAUAUUCAAGAAGAAGUGAUGGAAGUCAAGAUGGAUGGAGAUCAUUUGGAGGAGUCAAGGGUAAAGAAAGUGAAGAAAAAAAGAGAUAAACAGAUGGAGGUGAAUGUCACCGAAACUGGAGAAAUAAAGAAAAAGAAGAAGAAGAAGGAAGUCGAGGUCAAAGAAGAAGAGGUUGAUGAAGGAAACAAUGGAGAGAUAGACAAGAAAAAGAAGAAAAAAAGGAGGAAUAUUGAAGAUGAAGUACGAAACCCAAAAGCAGAGGAUGGAGUGAUCAAGAAGAAAAGAAAAAAGACAGAGGCACAUGUAAAAACUGAAGAAAGUCAAGCAUGCAUAGGGGACGAACCAACAAAGAAAAAGACGAAAAAAGAAAAAAACACCAGCUUAAAGACUGAAAGUAAUGUAGAAUGUGUGGAAGAGAAGGUAAAAACAAAGAAGAAGAAGAAAUUGGCUCCAGUAGAAGACGACGUGGAGGAGAUGAAUGCACACAAAAAGAAGAAAAAAAGAUUAGAAAGCAUAGAUGAGGGCCCUGCACGCUUGAACGGGAUGAAAGAAAAGGCAAAUGUCACAGGUGAUGUCAUAGGAAAGGUGAAGUCGUCAGACCAGAAGAAGAAAAAGAACAUCAAGGUGAUGGUCGAUGAUGUCACAGAGAAGAUAAAGGAGGAGCCAGUGGAAAAGAAGAGGAGUAAAAAAGACAGGAAUGAGUCCACAGAAAAGGAGGAUAUUGUGUUCCUGUCGGCAAAGCCUGGAAAUCAGGAUGAAGUUUCUAUAGACCAGGCUCGUCGGCUCGCCUUGCAGAAGGAAAUUGAUCAGGAGUCACAACCUGAAGUGAAUGUCGGCCAGUGGAGCACAGCUCAGUUUGACAGCUCUGACAGACAAGCUAAGUUCCUGCGACUGAUGGGCGGGUUUAAAAAAAGCAGCCAGCCAAUCACAGGAAGUGCUGGGCGGGCAAACAUGGCCCUAGGAACUGAAGGUCAACAGACUUUACAGCAAGGCCUUCUGGGAGAAUUUGAGCGUGCGCAGAGUCGACACAUGGACUUCGGGAGUAGAGGAACCGGGUUGGGAUUUUCACCUCCGUCCAAUAAGAAGUUCGCAAUUGAUGUGAACGCACGGAAGUCGAUACGGUUUGAUGACUGAGAUGAAAUAGCACACAUUUUUGUUUACUCAGGUUGUUAAACUUUUUUUUUAAUGGGAAUUUAUUUUAUUUUAUAGCAAUUAUAUCAGUCAAUCUCCAAAAUAUACAGAGGACAUCCUUAAAAGUAUAAAUGUAGGCCACUAGAAUACUAAAUUAUUGCUUAAUGUAAAGUAUUUAAAUUUGUGCUGUUGUAUUGACUGCAAUUACAUUUUUAGGUUGACAGCUGUGGCCAUUAAGAUCAUUUAAAAUGUACAAAAAAAAACAGCAUACAGAUUUGGAAAGAAAGGAGCAAGAGUAAACCAUGUCAAUAAUUCUUUGUGAACUACUUAAUCUCAAUCAUUUAUGACCUGUGAUAACAAUUACCUGUAAAUAAAAUGCAAACUACCGAAGAGUCUUUGAUAUAUAACCACCAGUCUUCACUAAAUUAAUUUAAUUGGAUGAAAAUGUUAAGAUGUAAUUAACUCCUAAGAAUUAAAUAUGUCAUCAAAGGCUCUUUAAAUGUCUUAUUCAGUGAUAUUGAGCAAUAUUUUUGAGGUUUGCAGUGUUUAUUUUUUAAUAUAGAGAUAAAAUCAGUGCUUUAUUGUUUAUCAUGGACAAAAUGCUACAUUAAAGCCAAGCGUGAACUUUUC
Messenger RNA from Paramisgurnus dabryanus, 2306 nucleotides. It is a transcript of the gene knop1, whose product is annotated as lysine-rich nucleolar protein 1. The record is from RefSeq and is a predicted model, not a curated record. Lineage: Eukaryota; Metazoa; Chordata; Actinopteri; Cypriniformes; Cobitidae.